Molecule: messenger RNA, 3075 nt
Organism: Postia placenta MAD-698-R-SB12
Lineage: Eukaryota; Fungi; Basidiomycota; Agaricomycetes; Polyporales; Adustoporiaceae
Exons: 7
Coding region: 1-3075 (1024 amino acids)
Source: RefSeq, a predicted model, not a curated record
AUGGCAGAGUAUUAUCGCGAACCUGCUCCCUUUCCCAGCGUUCCUUCUGGCCAACAACUCUAUGGCGCGACCAGCGGUGAACUCCCCGCACAUGCGGACGAUGCUCAAUUUGACGAUGGACAGCCCCGACGAUGCUCGGUGAGAGGAUGCGGUGCACCUCUCCCAGCCGGAUAUACGCGCAAGAUGUGCGAGACAUGUCGCGGCCGCCAUCGCACUUACGCGAGCACAAAGCGGGCCAAGCGCAAGAUGGAGAAGGCGGCUUUGGGUUCGCAACAGGGCAUUGUGGUCUGGAUGCCCCCAGAUGACACCGUGCAGACUGCAACAAGCACCCGUUCUUCACGUUCCAAUGUUGCUUCCUCUGCCCGUCAUGUCCACAAUGACUCGGAGCCCUUCGACUUUUCUGCACCGAUCUGGGACGAAAGUGCGAUUGAUCCUGCUCUCAUUGAAGCAGGGUUCUCUCAUGAGCCUCCUGAUCCCGCCCUGAUAUCUAACGAUUCGGAGCUCUCUCGCGCUCUUGUCCCAGCACUCCCGAAUCCGAUCCAUGAUCAACUAGGCGGAGAUAACGAAAACACUGUUGAGCGGCUGGAGGAAAGGUUGUCAGAUGAAUAUAGCAUAUCACUCAUUGUCGUUUAUGGUACGACAAAGCGUGCAAAGUGGAGGCGCGAGAAGGAGGUUGCGGUCACUGAGAUGCAGAAAAUGCAGGACGAUGAAGACUUUCAGAGGGCCACCGCGGGGCUUCCGCCUCUCGUUCGUGGAAACCCCUUAGAAUGGCGCGAAUGGCGCGCGGAUGGGACGCCUGCACCGGAGGCAAUGCAGGCGUUACAAAACAUCCCUCUCGCGCCUCGCAUGUGCACUGUCUCGCACUGUCGUGAGAUCCUCUCCGGCGAUUACAAGUUUCUUCGCUGCGAGCGGCAUCGUCUGCAGAACCGGUAUCACAGCAAGCUCAAGCGCGUGCGAGACAAGGAAGUGAAGGCGCAAGCCUUUGACGGUUGGGCUGCCGCUGCGAGUGCCAAUGCCCGCGCAAUGUCCGUGGAUAGUCACGACGGCAUAGUCGAGCUGAGCGCUGCCACCUCGUCUGGAGAACACGAUAAUGGUCUUGAUGCCGACGGCGAAUAUAGCGAGGAAGUACGCGAGGAGACCGAGGAGACCGAAGAGGGCAAUGCCAGUUCGAACACGGCUGCAAUCCUUUCUGGACUGUCCGGACCGCAGACCCCCUUUGGCGAGCCUAAGACCGGUGUUCCACCUGCUGCGCGAGGAACGCGACGUACCAACCACGUGUGCUCUAUCAAGGCCUGCUACAACCUCCUUGCGCCCACCAACCCCUGGAAGAUGUGCGAUCUGUGCCGGGCGAAGGACCGUCAGGGACGCCGCGAGAAGGCAUUGCGCGACAGCGGCCUCCUCCCGCCCCCCAGUAGGCCUCCUCGGACACCGAGAACGCUGAAGUCCAAAGCUUUGGAGGGCGAAGAGGGUGCUACGAAGCCCAAGAAGAAAAAGAAGAAGAAAAAGAAGGCGCAGGCAACCACAGAAGUUGUUGCGCAGGAUAGUCCUAUAGCAUCGGGCGCCGGUGAUCUACCGGAGGAAGCGGUAGACCAAAGACCCAGCCCUGAGGAGAUGUCGCAACCUCCUUCAGAUGCCGAAGUCCCACCAGAAAGUAGUGCUCCCUCCUCGGAGCCUGAACCUAUCGAGCAGUUGACUACUGUACAGCCCGCACUUGUAUUCAUGGAUCCCCUGCUAGCCGAUUCGGUGCCGCCACCAUCAUUUGACGAAGCCCCCUCAAUUGUACAAGAACAAACUCCUCAUGAAACUGGCCUUUCUCCGCCGGGCUCUGAUCCUUUCUUCCUCAUUUCUGCAGACCAGAUAGCAAGUCUGGGGGCGGAAAGUGCGGCUACGGCGCCUACGAGUAAGAAGAGCUCACGGCGAAAGAAAGCAGCGGCUGCGUCGGCCAACACAUCCGGCGAUAGCACGAAUUCGACACCUUCGGCUCCUGCUGAGGGCACCCAGCCACCUGAGUUGCUUCAUCAAACGUCGCCGGUUCCUACUCCUCAUGCCGCGUCGGAGCGCGUGCCCCAAGUCCUGGCCGAGCCUUCCCAUCCGCCUUUACCACCGUCCGUUACCGUAACAGCUCCGCCCGCGUCAGCUGCUUCACCACUACCUAUCCAUCACGAGGUUCCGCCACCAGGGGCCCCCUCCAUGCCAUCAUCGUAUAUGCCCUACUACAUGCCUCCCUACUAUAGCAGUCAGCCGUCGCCUUACCCGUAUACGCCUUACCAAUAUGCCCGCCCUCCCUAUGGACCUGGCCCCAUGUAUCAAUCUCCGUAUGGCCCAUAUGGCCAACCGUACCCUUAUCCACCUCCCUAUGGUCAGCCAUACGCCCCGCCACCUCCCCCUUCUGGACCCCUGUACCAGGUGUCUGCCGACUUCGUGUCGCGAACAGAGUACACUGCCGCUUCGCAGACGUUCAACCAAACCCUGGCAUCGUACGGUUCGAGCGCAAGCCCCUCAGCAUCGACCUAUUUCAGCGCAUUCUCUGCAAAGACCGGCGAGCCUCACAAUCGACCGACUUCUGUGGCAGCAGCCCCAAGGCGGAAGCGACAUUUCGACCAGGACUCUGAAGCUUCGGCGUCUAAUAUCAACAAGCGCCAGGCAACUGCAGGAGAGCACCACAUCGAGCACCCAGCUGCGCCUCAGCUGCCUCCUGCCGCUCCUGCUUCGUCUGCUCCCUCUGUGCCGUCUGUUACUCUUGCCACAACGAACGGGAACAUCGCAGGUGAACCCGCUGCAUCGCCGAGUAUUCAAGAGACUCUGGCAGAACCCACUCCGGCCACAGCGAUAUGUGGCAAUAAAUCUUGCCAUCGCUCUCUUCCUGCGAAUUAUGCUGGCACCCUGUGUGCACGAUGCAAGGAGCGGCUCAAGAAGAAACAGGCGAAGGUCAAGCAGCGCUUUAAGCUCGAACCUCGCAAGCUAUUGGUAGGCAGAGGUAUCAAUCUCACGCAUACACAGACUUUGGACCACGCAGGGCGUAAUCAGGACGCUAUAUCAUCUACACUAGAGCAAACGGCGGUAGCCGCCGCAUAA